CUUCCAUCUCGGAGCGCGGUGGCGACUGGAACUGCAGGGGUGGGAAGGGAGCGUGCGAGCGGGAUCCCGAGCCGCGGAGCACGCUGCCCCUCGCUCCGCCGCGGAUGACUUGGGAGCUCGGGUCCAAGUGCCGCCCAUGCAGCAUCCCUGCCCUCCGCCGCCCGAGAGUUGAUGAUAAAACACUUAACCGUCUCCGCUGCGGGAAGCCAUGAGCUGUCUGGAUGUUAUGUACCAAGUCUAUGGUCCUCCCCAGCCUUACUUCGCAGCCGCCUACACCCCUUACCACCAGAAACUAGCCUGUUACUCCAAAAUGCAGGAAGCACAGGAGUGCAACGCCAGCCCCAGCAACAGCAGUGGCAGUGGCAGCUCCUCCUUCUCCAGCCAAACUCCGGCUAGUAUAAAAGAAGAAGAAGGCAGCCCGGAGAAAGAGCGCCCACCAGAGGCGGAGUACAUCAACUCCCGCUGCGUCCUUUUCACCUAUUUCCAGGGAGACAUCAGCUCUGUGGUGGACGAACACUUCAGCCGGGCCCUGAGCCAGCCUAGCAGCUAUUCCCCAAGCUGUACAAGCAGCAAAGCCCCACGGAGCUCCGGGCCCUGGCGGGACGGCUCCUUCCCGAUGAGCCAGCGCAGCUUCCCCGCCUCCUUCUGGAACAGCGCUUACCAGACGCCGGUGCCCGCGCCGCUGGGCAGCCCGCUGGCCGCCGCUCACUCGGAGCUGCCCUUCGCCGCAGCCGACCCCUACUCGCCGGCCGCGCUGCACGGCCACCUGCACCAGGGCGCGGCAGAGCCCUGGCAUCACGCGCAUCCCCACCACGCGCAUCCGCACCACCCUUACGCGCUGGGCGGCGCCCUCGGCGCCCAGGCCGCCGCCUACCCGCGGCCCGCAGCCGUGCACGAGGUCUACGCGCCGCACUUCGACCCGCGCUACGGGCCGCUGCUGAUGCCGGCCGCCUCGGGGCGCCCGGCCCGCCUCGCUCCCGCGCCGGCCCCCGCGCCCGGCAGCCCGUCCUGCGAGCUCUCGGCCAAGGGCGAGCCGGCCGGCGCCACGUGGGCCGCGCCCGGGGGACCCUUCGCGAGCCCCACGGGGGACGUGGCCGGGGGUCUGGGCCUCAGCGUGGACUCAGAUUUGCAGCCUCAGGACAAAAGCAAGGAUCUGUACUGGUUUUAGACAACCCACCUUCUUCCCUGUAGGUCUCUGCAUAGCGCAAUUGGUGACACUCAGAGCUGAAAUCAAGUGGGUUUGUAACAGCUUCUGAUCUUGGUUUGCAGCUCGUCGUUAUUCCCUCUGUGGUGCAUCCCUUCUGAGCUGAUCUGCUGACCCAGGGUUUCCCCUUCCCUUUCCCUUCUGACCAGCCAUGGAGGCUGGCAUCUGUGCCUCUCACUUCAUGGAUGAGGACAUGGGGGAAUGCAGAGACUUCAAACUUCUCCGUGUAUUGGGAAAACCAGAACACACAUCGACAGAAUGUUCAUCUAAAAAUAAUUCCUUCUGCCAAAGAGGAAAUCCAAAGACUCUGAAUGAUGCUUAAUGACUUUUGGGCAAAUCACUGGAAAUAUCCAUGGUGAUCACUUAGGUGACAUGAUAUCAUAGUUUUCUUGGAAAGAGGGAAAGAAAAAGAGAUGUUUUGGUGUGAAUAUUUUUUAUGCUGAUGUGAAUUAUUUCAUUAAGUAGUGUGAUCAUAGCACUGCCUACGUCAAUAUCCUCAGACUGAAAUGUAUUUGUAUUUGCAUCAAAGACUGUGGUAGAGAAGUCAAAGGAAGCCAAUUCCUUCUUCCUCACCUGUAGCCUCCAGCUCCUUUCCUGCCCGCUCCCUCCCUACAACACCCACUCCAGACACAAAGACACACUUUUUCCUUCGGACUGUGAACGUGGAAGCCUCAGCCUGAAUGUGAGCGGCAAGUGGCUUAUCUGGAGCCACCUGCCUGAGUCUUACUGAAAUGCAGCUGUUGUAGGACAACUGUUUAAAACUCCAGAAAUACAUCGACCAAAGGGGGCACUUCCCAGUGUUUGGCACAGCAAUUGCAGUUGCACUGGAUAUGUUUUAUACGUGUGUGUGUGUGUGUAUAUAUCAUAUUUUUUACAAAGAACAUUUUAUGAUGAAAGAAGAAACUCUCUCUGCCUUCUCUCCCACAAAUUCUGUCCCUCCCUCUAUCCUCCUUUGGAUGAAAACAAGUAAGCAUCAAGAGGCCCCAGUUGUCUCCAAGAAGAAGAACUAGGAGUCACCAGAAGGGGAAGAGAUGCCCAUGGAGUCUCUGGUACCUCGAAUAUUCUUCUCAGUCUCUGUGGUCAUGGUUUGGUCACUUUAGUGUUGGGACAGGGGAAGGGGUACACAUGUGGGCAAAACUGAAGGGGAUGAGGAAGAAGAAACGAACAUUAAAGAUGUUUGUUUACCACUA
Messenger RNA from Lagenorhynchus albirostris (white-beaked dolphin), 2394 nucleotides. It is a transcript of the gene VGLL2, whose product is annotated as vestigial like family member 2. The transcript has 4 exons. Gene Ontology annotation, cellular component: nucleus. Lineage: Eukaryota; Metazoa; Chordata; Mammalia; Artiodactyla; Delphinidae. The record is from RefSeq and is a predicted model, not a curated record. Gene Ontology annotation, biological process: regulation of transcription by RNA polymerase II. The coding region runs from base 209 to 1168 and encodes 319 amino acids.